Molecule: messenger RNA, 803 nt
Organism: Capsella rubella
Lineage: Eukaryota; Viridiplantae; Streptophyta; Magnoliopsida; Brassicales; Brassicaceae
Exons: 5
Coding region: 63-803 (246 amino acids)
Source: RefSeq, a predicted model, not a curated record
CAACCUCCUCGAAAGCGACCGAGACCGAAGUGGUAACGUUUCUAUGAUUCUCUGGUUCAGACAUGGACGAUUCUGAACAAACCGACCUGUCAACCCGUUCGACUGGCCUCCUCCGCAUGUCUACAAGCUCCCUCCAUAGUACUCGGCAAACGGCUUCGGUCAACGCAAGAGGUCAAUCCUCCAACCCAUCUACGGGUGAUGCUAAGAAGACCAACUGUCGACAAUCGCCACGCCUAAGGCAAGCCGGCCAAACUGGAAACCAAACUCCCCUGCAAAGAAGUACUAGAGCGGUGAACAUCAGUUCCACACCCGAGCAGCGGUUACCAACUGUGCAAGAAGAACCCUCCUCUACGACUCUCCAUCCAUGCAGUGCCCCUGCAGUGGUACCUGAAUUGCUCCCAGAAAGGGUUUUCGCUACGGACCGGUACCCUCAGAACGGUCGGAUCAAUUCUUACUCAAAAAAAGAGUAUCUCCUGGACAUUGUCGAUGUCCUUGAUGGUACGCAGGAGUUAAAAGCAAUACGAGAAUCUCCAUUUGGUCCUUUAUUGGACUAUCCGGUCCGCAGGUCGUCUCUAUCCGGUAAACUUGUCCACAAUAUAUUAUGUCGUUCUCUGCAUACGGAUAAACAACACGAAAUAUGGUUCGUCUUUGGUGGUCAACCCAUCAGAUUCUCCCUUAGAGAAUUUGCGCUCAUUACUCGGCUUCCGUGCGGUCCUUUCCCGGAUCAAGAAACCAUACUCAAGUCUCAGACACUAUGCAACACUAGGGAAAGUUACUGGCAGAAGCUGUUUGGUAAGAAAUAG